This is a messenger RNA of Arvicanthis niloticus (Nile rat), 2088 nucleotides long. RefSeq names its product opticin (gene Optc). Gene Ontology annotation, cellular component: extracellular matrix. NCBI's taxonomy places the organism in Eukaryota, Metazoa, Chordata, Mammalia, Rodentia, Muridae. Gene Ontology annotation, molecular function: protein binding. The record is from RefSeq and is a predicted model, not a curated record. Gene Ontology annotation, biological process: articular cartilage development; collagen fibril organization; bone development.
AUUAUUUCUGAGGGGGUGAGUAAUGGGAGACAGGGACAGCAAGCUCCACCAGUCCAGGAAACCUCAGUUCAGUGUUCUGGUAAACUCCCAAUCUAACUUAACUGACCAACCCUCAAAGACCAGAGAAGAAAGUGUGGAGGCCAUGGUGCGUGUGUGCGUGUGCGUGUGCAUGUGUGUGUGUACAUGUGCGUGCAUGCAUGUGUGUGUGCAUGCAUUCACAUGCAUGCUUGAGCGAAGAACUGCUGUUCAUUAGGUAAAGAAAUGAGAUUAGGGACCCCUGAGGAAAAAGGAAGGGAAACAGCAGGGCACCUCAAAGAACGGGAAAUCCAAUUAGACACAUGCAUCCCUGGGCCAACCCCUUGUCCUCUCCCUGGUCAAUAGAUAAGGGAGUGUCUAGCUGUUUCCUAGUCUGACAGGCAGUCAUCAUCUCCAUCAGAGCUUUUAUCUCCCUGGAAGCUGCUGGGCCAGAGGGAACCAAAAGCAUCUAAAAGGAUGUACAUCAAAGGGAUUCAGCCAUUCUCACUCCUGCUCCUCCCUCAGAGCCUCAUGAAGUUCCUGGCUUUCCUGAGUCUGUUGACCCUGGUGCUGCAGGAGGCAGGGACAGCCUCUCUCCUAGGGGAGAGGGAAAGAGAAGAGCAGAGCCCCGAGGAAGGUGACACGUCCCUGCAUGUGGAGAACUAUACCCUGAGCCUAGAGGACUACAGUGAAGUCAUUGACCUGAGCAGCUAUGAGGAGUUUGCAGACUAUGGGGACCAGAUCCCUGAGGCUACAAUAAGCAGUCCGACUCUUCCAACAAGAGGUAGCCCCACCAGCACUGUGGCUCCAAGGACAUUGUCAUCACAACUCACAACGGCAGGACCUACCACCACUGGCCUACUGAACUCCCAGAGCAGCCAUGGCCUGCCUACCUGCCUGGUCUGUGUGUGCCUUGGCUCUUCUGUGUACUGUGAUGAUGCAGACCUGGAGAACAUUCCUCCUCUUCCCCAGAUGACCACCUACCUGUAUGCUCGCUUCAACCACAUCAGCCUCAUCCAGGCUGGAGACUUCAAAGGGCUGACAAAACUGAGAAGGCUCGACCUCUCCGGCAACUCCAUCUCCUCCAUCCACAACGAUGCCCUCCACCUGCUGCCUGCCCUGCAGGAUCUGAUCCUUUCAGAGAACCAGCUUGCAGCCCUGCCUGUGCUGCCCAGUGGCAUCGAGCUCCUGGACGUCCGCCUGAAUCGCCUGCAGAGCUCUGGGAUACAGCCUGAGGCUUUCAUGGCGCUGGAGAAGCUGCAGUUUCUCUACCUGGCAGACAACCUGCUGGAUUCCAUCCCUGGGCCUUUGCCCCUCAGCCUGCGCUCCCUGCACCUGCAGAAUAACAUGAUCGAGACCAUGGAAAGCGACACUUUCUGUGACACUAGGGAACACAGACAUGAGCGCCGCCGGCAGCUAGAAGACAUCCGCCUGGACGGGAACCCCAUCAAUCUGAGCCUUUUCCCAGAGGCCUACUUUUGCCUGCCACGGCUCCCUGUGGGCCGCUUCACCUAGCUGCCACUGGUCCUCUCUUCCCAGACAGUGCUCAGAGACUCGCCGAGGGAGCACCAUCUCCCUGCACCUAAGAAGUGAUCUGUAGUCCAAGUUCCAGGAAACCUGUGAGCCACAGUUGCAAAAUUUCACAACACACACACACACACACACACACACACACAGAGAGAGAGAGAGAGAGAGAGAGAGAAAGAGAGAGAGAGAGAGAGAGAGAGAGACACUCUUCAGCCACUGAAUUUGUAUUUCUCCCUCUUUCUUACACCUUAUGGUUCCUGACUCAGAGAACAGCAGUGUCCACCAUAGAGAUCUUUUCCAAACUCUCCAUACUCAUCUUCCCACACAGAAUUCCAGGAGAACCAUGAAAGAAAGAGGAGGAAGAGGAGGCGGCAGAGGGACAGAAGCUAGGAUGGAGGGGAGGGGCGGGGGGACGAGUCAUCGGUGUGCUGGAGCCUGGUCUUUCUGACUGGUAGGCUGACGACUCUGAUAAUUACAUUUUCCAGAAUUUUGCAGUUCAGUUAUUAAACACAGCCAUUAUGAAAAAUUAAAUUAUAUAACCUUGCA